GAUCCAAGUAUGUCAGCGUCUCUCGCACUGCCGCACAGCUUGUUCUUUGGUCCAUAUGCACAGAUACACUCGAGUGACACAGGCACACAGCAUGCAGCUAGCUGCUCACACGGCUCCCGAGCCAACCAGCUAGCUUGCUCACCAGCUACUACUACCCAUUCACGCACGCACAGGCGACGUCCAGACGGGAGUUCUCUGAGAGCUUGCGCACGAGACCGGCCACCAACCAUGAAGUCGUCGUCUCAGAGUCAGAGCCCGAGGACGGCGUCGCCCGGCGUCGCCACGGCCGGGGGUGGCGCCGAGCACGCGCGCGCGGCUUCGGAGCCGUGGCUGGUCGCCGCGGCGGCGGCCAGCAGCAGUGACGACUCGUGCGUCAACGACGUGGACAACUUCGCGCGCACCGUCGCCGCACUCAAGUCCAAGUCGGCGGCCUGCGCGCGCCCCGACCUGCUCGCGUCCGUGCUGUCCCACUACGCCGCCAAGUGGCUCCCGGACGUGGUGCCGCCCUCCUCGUCCGCGUCCGGCCGCUUCCUGCCCCCGGAGAGCCCCACCGCCAUGUGGCUCAAGAAGCGGCUCCUGCUGGAGUCCCUCGUCGCCGCGCUCCCGCCCGAUCCGCCAGCGCCCGGCUGCGGCGGCGCCGUCGCCGACGACGGCAUCACGUGUGACUUCUUGCUCAAGCUGCUCCGCGCGGGGAGCACGGUGGGCGCCGACGCGGCGCUGCUGCAGGACCUGGAGGUCCGCGCGGCCCGGCGGCUAGACCAGGCCACGCUGGGCGCGGUGAUGAUACCGGCGUUCGGGCACGGCGAGAACCCAGGCGGCUCGGCGCUGCUGCUGGACGUGCCGCUCGUGCUGCGGCUCGUGCGCGGGUUCCUCAAGGAGGGCGCCGCCGCCAUCAAGGCCAGCACCGUCGGCGGCGGCGGCGCGGCGGCCGCCAGGGUGGCGAGGCUGGUGGACGCGUACCUCGCCGAGGCGGCGCUGGAGGCCGGGCUGAACCCCGCCGAGUUCGAGGAGCUCGCGCGCGCCGUCCCAGCCCAUGCCCGCCCCGCGGACGAUGCGCUCUACCGCGCCGUCGACACCUAUCUCAAGGCGCAUCCAAACACGGGCAAGGAGGAGAGGAAGUCGCUGUGCAGGCUGAUCGACGCGCGCAAGCUCACGGCGGAGGCCGCGGCGCACGCCGUCCAGAACGAUCGUAUGUCGAUGCGCUCCGUGAUGCAGGUGCUCUUUUCAGAGCACGGCAAGCUCAGCCGCCUCGCCGAGCUGAGCGCCUCCUUCACCGGCCAGCGGAGCCCCAACCCGGCGCUGGAGCUCCCCGGCCGGUGCCCCUCCAAGCGCGAGGUCCUCGCGCAGCACCAGGAGGUACGCCGCCUCCGCGAGGACGUUGCCAGGCUCCAGAUGCAGUGCAACGCGCUGCAGGCUCAGGUGGACAGGCUGAGCUCUGAGAGGCGGCGGCGCGGCGGCGGUGGAUUCUUCAAGUGGAGUACGUUCUGGUUCAGCGGCGGCAUGGGCGCCGACGUCGCGAGGGUGGAUGACUCGGAGAGCGGCAUGGAGCGGCGGACGCCGACGAAAGGGAAGAAGGGCAGCACCGCGACGGCGACGCCGAACGCCAAGUGGCGCAAGUCAACGUCUUAAGGGAGGGCUGGAACUGGAACCAUGCUGAUGGAAUGAUGAACACUGGGUUGUUAAUUUUGUUUUUUACUUUUCGUUUGGUUACAGCCAUUUCUUUGAGUUUGAAUUGUCUCUUGUGUUAUAGUGAUUUCGAGUGUC
Messenger RNA from Phragmites australis (common reed), 1764 nucleotides. RefSeq names its product coleoptile phototropism protein 1-like. The coding region runs from base 10 to 1629 and encodes 539 amino acids. The transcript has 3 exons. NCBI's taxonomy places the organism in Eukaryota, Viridiplantae, Streptophyta, Magnoliopsida, Poales, Poaceae. The record is from RefSeq and is a predicted model, not a curated record.